GAAUUAUGGACGCGUUGUCUAACAUGUACGAGAAGCCAUCUGCAGCGAAUAAAGUUUUUCUGAUUAGAGAGCUGGUGAACACAAGGAUGAAAGAAGGCACUUCAGUUACCGAGCAUAUCAACAAGUUGAAUUCGAUAUUAGCCAGACUUUUGUCAGUGGGCAUUAAGUUCGAUGAUGAAGUUCAAGAUUUACUACUGCUAUCGUCUUUACCUGAUAGUUGGUCCGGAACGGUUACAGCAGUUACCGGUUCAGUGGGACCCGAUGGAUUCACCUUUGAUCAGAUUCGAGAUCUCGUUGUUGGCGAGGAUGUCAGAAGAAAGAGUUCGGGGGAGUCAUCUGGUGAAUUGCUUCAUGUUGGUAGAGGCAGAAGAUAUAACAGAGGUAGUGGGAGCAGGAACAGAAAAAGGAGUCAGUCGAAGACUCGUGACAGCUCAGGUGUAACGUGCUGGAAAUGCAAGGAGGUGGGGCAUUUUAGGAAUCAAUGUCCGAAUGAUAAGAAAGUAAACAUUGCUCAAGGCUCUGCGAGUGACGAGGAGGUCGCUCUGACUUGCUGUGAGGAAAGCAAUGUGGAUUCCUGGGUCAUGGAUUCUGGUGCUUCAUUUCAUGCCACCCACAGCGGUGAAGCAUUGCAGAAUCUGGUUAUUGGAGACUUUGGAAAGGAUGUCAGAGUGGUUCCAGCCUUGAAGAAAAGUUUGAUUUCUGUCAGGCAGUUGGACGAACAAGGACACGAGGUGAAGUUCAGAGAUGGGCAGUGGAAGGUCGUGAAGGGAAAUCUUGUUAUGGCCCGCGGAAGGAAGAGUGGUCCGUUGUAUAUGGUCGAGUUACCAUCUGAGGGAGUGACCGUCCCAGUUCAGAAGAGAAACAAACUCCGGUCCACAGAGUCUCGUGGGCAGAAUAAGGUUGUUUGUGCAAGAGAGAAACCUAGAGCCACUGGUCAGACUCAGGAUGAACGAGCGAGGAAAGGUUCAAGAAGGCCAGUCAGAGGUAUUUGUGGCAGUGGGAGCUCAAGAGGCGCUUCAGCCAAGUUGCCUAGAAGACAGUGGGUCAGGAGAACCAGUAUUCCAGCUGUUGGAACAUCUUCAGAAAAUUUCUUGCUGAGUAUGGAGAGUGUUUGUUCUCAAGAUGUUCCAGGAUCCGGCAGUGUGCGUCUGCAGUGGGAGCCGGUAGGGACCGAGGACGAGUCAGGGCAGAUUUUGCCGUGACUGAUGUGUUAGAGCUUGGGAGAGCUUCAACGGGCCUUUCAGUUGUCUGAUGAUAGGGCCGCUGCAACAGGAGAGCUGAUGAAGAUUACUCGAUGUACAGGCGAUCGUGGCGGAUGGCAGUUGAUGUUUAUCAAGCCUCCAAGUGGGAGAAUGUUGGGCUUUGUGGAGGCUUGUUUGUCGGCCCGGCCCAGUUAUGCGUAGCCCUAGUUUUUUCCCCUAUAUAUAGAGGGCUUGUACUUGUAAUCUGUACCACAAGUGAAAUAAGAAAAUCCUCCUGUUGCAGCCGUGGAUUAGGGAAACCGAACCACGUUAAAUUCUUGUGUGUCGUUUGUGUUCCGUUUCUCUCUUGAUUCUCGCAGAUAUUUGUGUGUGUUGUGUGUUUUAAUUCCCAACAUUCUCGUCAUGGUAUCGCCGAUCGCUGAGCGACUUCAACGCAUGGAAUGAGGCCGUGGCUUGUCUCGCUCCCUCUGUUGGGUGUGCUCGCCUUGAUCAUACUUACAACUCAUCUCAACAACAACUCUUCACUGCACAUCUCACUCCUCUGCAGAGUACGGGUGUUGUAUGCCGCCCCCGGAGUGUGGAUACACUUAUGUCAGCCCAACAAAAUGGGCGUCUUCAACGAACAAUUAAACAAAAUUGCCAGAAUGUGCCAAGUGGAGCAAUGAUCCAAGAAAACUAUGCUAUUAUU
Cuscuta campestris is the source of this 1890-nucleotide messenger RNA. The record is from the annotation of a GenBank genome assembly. Lineage: Eukaryota; Viridiplantae; Streptophyta; Magnoliopsida; Solanales; Convolvulaceae.